Xenopus tropicalis (tropical clawed frog) is the source of this 2778-nucleotide messenger RNA. RefSeq names its product WD repeat and coiled coil containing gene 2 (gene wdcp.2). The coding region runs from base 105 to 2261 and encodes 718 amino acids. The transcript is spliced from 3 exons. The record is from RefSeq and is a predicted model, not a curated record. Lineage: Eukaryota; Metazoa; Chordata; Amphibia; Anura; Pipidae.
CAUAAUCUACAGAAGGGAUCAAGCUGUGCAUUUGACGGGAUGUGACUCUGCUGUAAUCAUUCACAGAAACUUGCCCUGGAGACCUCAGCUUCCAUUCACAUAAUAUGGAUUUAGGAAAGGCAAAACUUUUGAGAGAUGGCCUCAAUGCUCUACACCAAGCAAUCCAUCCCGUGUAUGGUUUAGCCUGGACAGAUGGACGUCAGGUUGUGUUGACGGCAAUAGAGGCUGCUGAGUGUGAUGAACCUACGUUUGGAAACUCUGUGAUAAUUGGACAUUUUGAACAUGUUUAUGGCCUUUACUGGGGACCUGUUUCUGAAACCAACGCUCCAGCCCUGUUGGCUGUUCAGCACAAGAAACACGUGACAAUAUGGCAGUUGUACUACAGCCCUCAGGAGAAGAACAAGCUAGUUGUUGUACAGUCUUGUGAGGUGGGGGAUCCUUGCCCUGUGCUGGCACAAGGCUGUGUGUGGCAUCCAAGCAAAGAUAUCAUUCUGAUUUUAACGAAGAGGGACCUGACUCUACUGUAUGCUCCACGUUAUGAAAAUUCCAGUGUGAAAGCAGAUAUUAAAGGUAUUGGAGCUAUUUGCUGCGCCUGCUGGACUAAAGAAGGGAGUCGUGUUGUGGUGGCGGUUGAUAGUGCUCUUUAUUCUUACAUAUGGGAUGAUGCUCAGAAAACAUUAAAUCCCUGUUCCUUUUGCCCAGUGUUUGAUAUUGAUGCUAAAAUCUACGCCAUUCAGCCAAUCACCCGUAACCAUGUUGCUGCCACAACUGAGAUGCCAUCGGCAGACGGCUAUGGCAACAAGGAUAUCAUUUCAGAAGUCCCAACUCUACAAUCAUCCCUCUUGGCAUUAGACAGUGAACUGGCCAGAAAGAACAGGAGGAUGUCUGUGGAAUCCGGGAAGUCAGAACCAGUUGCCUUACUGAGGGUAUCUUCUUUGGCUUCUGCGGAUCUUCCUCACAUCCUGGCGAGACACCGUAAGUCUGACCCCAGUCCUCUGGCUCACCUCCGACACAAUAACUUUACAGCUAGGAAUAAGAUAAGUUCAUCUAGACUGGUUAUCGUGUCUUUUGAUAACAAUUCUACCACUACCAGGAAAGUAUCCAUACCAGGUAUUUUAAUGCCUGACAUUCUGGUCCUUGAUGCCAAUUCUCAAAGAGUGGCAGUGUCUUCCAAUAUGUGUAACCUUGUGGUGAUCUGUCCAAUAGCGCCUUCCUGCAUGCCCAAUGUUCAACAAAUCAAAUUUGAGGAAAUUGAGCAGGUCAAAGGGGUGUGUUUUCUAACAGACAGGAGUUUACUUGUCUUGGUUGGGAAGCAGAGAUCGAAUGAUGCCGUUCUUAUGCCACUCUCAUCUUCUGAAAAGUACCUCAUUUACUUAACCACAAAGGAGUUAAUGCCUAUUGAAUACGUUUCAUCUUCCAUGGUUGAUGGUUCCACCGGUGUGCCAGCCAUGAGAAAUAAAGACUUUUAUGAUGAGCAUAUACUAAAUAAAGAACUCUUGAUGCCCAGCAAUAUAGGCAUUCAAUCCCCCAUGGUUCGUAGAAGGCUUACCAGAUCGUUGAGGAGCAUCAGUCGUGACCCAAGCCCAACAUCAAGUCUCAGUGACAUGGAUGAUAACAGAAUGGCCACCGACUCUUUUGUAAGUCUAGAAAACCUUGAUGCUGAGCCUAGAAACAACAAGGAAAUAAGUAUGGACCAAGGCAGGCGCAGAAGCAAAUUACAGAGGUUGGUUGCCAAGGAACUGUGUGAGAAUUACUCAGGUGAAUCACUCCACUUACUGGCAAAUAAUACAGAAGGUUAUAACAAAGGGGAAGAUGUUUCCAUAACCAGGAACCUUGGAAACCACGAGUCAGGCUUGUGGGACCCACACUGUUGUCUAUCUGUUGUCAAGGAGUUGUUAAAAAAUUGUAUGAAAAGCCAACCGUACCCAUCUCUGGAAGAUCCACACUAUCUAUUCAUCACAUAUCAGGAUCCCGUCCAUGAAGGAGUCUCGGAGAAAAGGUCUGUCCUGCUUAGCCAUGGAAAGCUUCACCUGAGAGCAGUGCAGGAUGUUUUCCAGCUCACCAGCAUUGAAAUGAAAUUUGGGUCUAUGUGGAUUAUACUCACAGAAGAUGGAGAAGGAUUUGUGCCAAUAACAUUCAAGCACAACCAGGAAGUCACCAUAAGAGAUGCAAGAGAGAGGGGCCACAGUCGUUCCUCUACUUGUUGUGCAGACUCCAUUGUAUCUCUGGGGCCCUCAGGCAACAUGCCACAAUGUGGAUAGAGGGGAAAGCCUGUGCUAUGCAUACAAACACCAAUAAUACUCUAUCUGCUGUAGGAGAACAGAUGAUACAGUGAAGAGAGAAGUCCCAGUAAUUGGGUUGCUGUGAUACCUGUGUAUGAGCUAUGGGAGCCAAUUUAGUUCCAUAUGAAACAUGGGACUUCCAUUAAGUUAAGGCCUGAACGCACUGCUUGCAAUUUGCUGCUAAACCAGCACUAAUGGUAACUGACUUACCCUUUCUGAAAGAGACAACUAUUUCCAUUUUAUAUGGCAAUAUCCCGGUCAAUGGAAAUUGCUGCCCUCGGCUUCUUCAGGUGUGAGUAAAAGGGCAGGAUUUUAGCCAGGACAACAGCUUUUAAGCCACCAUAUCACUGUAGAUUACAUUACUACGAACAUUUACUCGUACAAAAUUUUAUGAGGAUCAGGUUGGCCCACUGUGCCUGCACAGGCUGCUUUAAAGGAGAAGAAAAGUCAUUUUGGCAUUUUACUGCCAAUAGAUUAGCCGCAUUAGUGCCACCUA